AUGGAGCCGCUUUCCAGCCCUGGAGCGGCUCGCGCCUACCAGCUUGAAAUGCUCGACCACAGUCUCAAGCAAAAUGUGAUCGUGGCCAUGGAUACUGGUAGUGGCAAGACACGAAUCAAUUCUUCGGAUGAGAGCACAACUAGAAAUAUCGAGCGAAAAGUUGAUCUGGUUUCUAGCCCCGACAGUUCUACUCUGUGCCCAGCAGUAUAA
Molecule: messenger RNA, 210 nt
Organism: Cordyceps fumosorosea ARSEF 2679
Lineage: Eukaryota; Fungi; Ascomycota; Sordariomycetes; Hypocreales; Cordycipitaceae
Exons: 4
Coding region: 1-210 (69 amino acids)
Source: RefSeq, a predicted model, not a curated record